GUGCGAGGAGCACAGUGCAUAUGCCUGUCGCAGCGCGCUCCACUAUGCACCUGCUUGUCUGACCUCCUCCCUGAGGCGCAUACAGCCAAGGUUGGCCUCCGCGCGGCUCGUCUCUGCACCGACACACAUCAUGUUCGCGCCCCGUCUCGUCCUCGUCCUGCUCCUCAGCGUCGUUCCAGAUGCCCUGGCAGUCCCGGCGCAGCUACCGUUGGCGGUGGCAGAUACCCGUCCGGCGCGCAAGCUGCAGGGCCGUUUCCUGCACAUUACGGAUAUGCAUCCUGAUCCACACUACAAGCUGGACGCGUCGGAGAAGUCGGCGUGUCAUAGGAAGAAGCCUAAGAACGCCCAGCCGCGGUCGGGAUACUAUGGCAUGCCGUAUAGCGACUGCGAUUCGCCAUUCACCCUAACCAACCUUACUCUCAAUUUCUUGGACAAAGAAUGGACGUCGGAGAUUGAUUUUGUGAUAUGGACGGGCGACAGUGCCAGACAUGACAAUGAUCGCAAGAACCCCCGCACCACCGAUGAAAUAUACAUGCUGAACAGAGUGAUGGCACGCAAGAUGGAAGACGUAUUCUUGAGCAAGGGCAUCCCUGUUAUCCCCUGCAUCGGCAACAACGACGUGUGGCUAAAGAAUAUUAUGCUCCCAGGCCCAAACAGUGUGACUUCAGAAUUCUCCUCUAUAUGGAGGUCCUUCAUACCCUUCGAAUCGUACCAGGUCUUCCAGCGGGGUGGCUAUUACUCUGCCGAGGUCAUCCCCGACGCCGUCGCCGCAAUCAGCCUCAAUACGAUGUACUUUUACGACUCGAACAAAGCGGUGGGAGGGUGCGAGCCUGGCGAACAUGAAGACCCCGGGAACCUCCAGCUAGACUGGCUCGAGGUGCAGCUGCAGGCGUUCCGCCGGCGCGGCAUGCAGGUAUGGCUAAGCGGUCAUGUCCCGCCGUCGGCGGACAACUUCUUCCCUGACUGUUACGUCCGGUACACGGAGCUCUCGCUGCGCUUCCAGGACACGAUACUGGGGCACUUGUUUGGCCAUAUGAAUGCGGAUCAUUUCUUUUUCUUGGAGGCGGAGCACCUGGAGAAAUACCCACGCAAGAAAGCAUCUGCUUCCGUUGAUUGGGACGACCCGCACAGCGAGUCCCGUAAGGGGCUGUACAAGACGCUGCUGAAGGACUUCGAAGACCUGCCCAAGACGGCAAAGAACAUCAGUUACGACGAUUAUGGCGUCGUCAACGUAUCGCCUUCGGUGGUACCGAACCCAUACUUGCCCUCGUUCCGCAUUUUCGCCUACAACAUCACGGGCUCGCGAUACGUGCCAUCGAUUCGGGUGGAGAAUGAGCGAACGAAAUCUGUUGGACAUUGCCUCGGCAAUAUAUCAGACCGCUCCUGCAGAGCAUCCAAAUGGCACUCGCAUCCUGAUUCCCCCUCGCGAACCAACAGACUUUGGACACCCCUUGGCUAUGCGCAGUAUUAUCUGCCUAAGCUAGACGCCGCGGACAAGAACCAUCCGCCAAAAUACAAAUUGGAGUACCUGACGUUCCCGGUGUCGGGAUUACAUCGAGCGGGGGCGGACGAGGCCCCGUGGUGGCCGAUACCACUGCGCCAUCUCCCGAAAUCACUUCGGAACGCGACGGCGACGGCAUCGAAGCGGGCGCCUUACGGGCUGGUGGAUCUGACCGUGCCGUCGUGGACGGACCUGGCGCAGCGGCUGGCGAAGGGGGCGGAGAAGAAGCUGCGGAAGCGGUUCCGACGGUAUAUGUACAUGGAGGUAGAGUCGGCGUAGAGAUGUAAGGUAGCGGGCCGAAAGAGGGAAAUAGACGCCGCAGGAAGAG
Messenger RNA from Postia placenta MAD-698-R-SB12, 1829 nucleotides. RefSeq lists its product as hypothetical. NCBI's taxonomy places the organism in Eukaryota, Fungi, Basidiomycota, Agaricomycetes, Polyporales, Adustoporiaceae. Bases 131 to 1780 code for a protein of 549 amino acids. Gene Ontology annotation, cellular component: membrane; fungal-type vacuole. Gene Ontology annotation, biological process: polyphosphate catabolic process. Gene Ontology annotation, molecular function: exopolyphosphatase activity; endopolyphosphatase activity. The transcript is spliced from 15 exons. The record is from RefSeq and is a predicted model, not a curated record.